UUCUUGUUCUGGCCAACAUGGCAGCUCCGGCGAGCGCGGCGAUGAGCGAACGCGAGCUAAAGUUCGUUCAAAUCGGGCUCAGCGAGCAAAAAGCCAAGGAGACGGCGAAGAAUGCGGCACUCUCGCAAGGUCUCUACGACGCCAUCUUGGCGGCCGAGAGAACAACGAGCCAGCCGAUCACGAAGGCCAUGGGAAACCUGCUGUACCACGUCGUGACAAAGAUGAAGGGACAAAUAAAACAGUACGAGCCGCUGCUCAUCGAAUACGUCGCCAAGGGAAAGCUCGACUCCGAGGCCAAGCUGUCAGCUGCCAUGGACUACCUGCUCACGCACCCGGAACCGCCGCUGGACACAAAGGCGUUCGAGACGCACAGUGGCGUCGGCGUUGUUGUCUCACCCGACCAGAUUGAGAAGGCCGUCGAGGACGUCGUCAACACUCAUCGGGAGAAGCUCGUGGAAGACCGAUACCAAUUCAACGUUGGCAUUCUACUAGCGGAAGCUCGCGCGAAGCUGCCCUUUGCGGAGGGCAAGUUCAUCAAGAACGAGGUGGACUUGCAGGUGCUGCACCUGCUUGGCCCUAAGUCGGACGCCGACCUCCAGAAGGCGUCUCGUCCUAAGACCAAGGGAGGCAAGGAGCGCCCGAAAGCCUGCACUCCUCGGGAUACGCAGUCGGUCGACAUUCACUUAAAUAGUGAUGUCAUAUCUGCUGACACCGGUGCCAACACGAUGGAGGAACUCUUCCGGACCAAAGUGCACUUCCACAAACCCGGCGAAAACCAGAAGACUGAGGGCUACAUCGUCACCCCGACCACCAUGACGCAUCUGAAGCACCACCUCAAGGUUACCGGCGGCAAGGUUAGGACGCGGUUCCCUCCCGAGCCCAACGGCAUCCUGCACAUCGGUCACGCCAAGGCCAUCAACGUGAACUUUGGUUACGCCAAGGCGCAAGGCGGCGUCUGCUUCCUGCGCUACGACGACACCAACCCCGAGAAGGAAGAGGAGCGUUUCUUUGCGGGCAUCCAGGACAUGGUGCAGUGGCUAGGCUAUGAACCUUACAAGGUGACGCAUGCAUCCGACUACUUCGACGACCUCUACGUUCUGGCCGUGCGACUGAUACAGCGCGGUCUGGCCUACGUCUGUCACCAGACGGCGGAGGAGCUCAAGGGGUUCAAUCCGCCGCCAUCACCUUACCGAGAUCGCACCAUUGAACAGAAUCUCCGAUUGUUUGAGGACAUGCGCAAGGGCAAGUUCAACGAGGGCGAGGCCACGCUGCGCAUGAAGGUGACCCUGGAGGAAGGCAAGCAGGACCCCGUGGCGUACCGGGUGCGCUUCGUGCCGCACCCGCGCACGGGCGACAAGUGGUGCAUCUACCCGACGUACGACUUCACCCACUGCCUGUGCGACUCGCUCGAGCACAUCACCCACUCGCUGUGCACCAAGGAGUUCCAGUCGCGCCGCUCCUCCUACUACUGGCUCUGCAACGCCGUCGACGUCUACUGCCCCGUGCAGUGGGAGUACGGACGGCUCAACCUCAACUACACCGUCGUCUCCAAGCGGAAGAUCGCCAAGCUCAUCGAGCAGGGCAUCGUCAGGGAUUGGGAUGACCCACGGCUGUACACAUUGACAGCGCUGAGGAGGCGUGGAUUUCCCCCGGAUGCUAUCAAUAACUUCUGUGCAAAGCUCGGUCUGACGGGGUCACUGUCGGCUGUAGACCCUCAGCUGCUGGAGGCCUGCGUCAGGGAUUCUCUAAACCUGACCGCACCUAGGGUAAUGUGCGUGGUGGAACCGAUCAAGGUGACCAUCACAAACUUCCCGCACGGUCAGAACGCCGAGGUGCCGGUCACGGUACCCGACUUCCCGGCCUCGCCCGAGCGAGGCUCGCACACGGUCACCCUUGCCAACGUGGUCUACAUCGAGGUGGCCGACUUCCGGGAGGCCGCCGACAAGUCUUUCCGCCGCCUCACGCUCAAGCAGUCCGUCGGCCUCCGGCACACCGGGCUGGUCAUAUCAAUUAGCAAAGUCAUCAAGGACGCUGCCGGCGACGUUCAGGAGUUGGAGGUGACGUGCCAAAAAGCCGAAGACGCCGAGAAGCCCCGCGCAUUCAUCCACUGGGUCUCCAAGCCAGUCAACUGCGAAGUGCGGCUGUACGACCGGCUGUUCUUCCACAAGAACCCCGAGGACCCGAGCGAAGCGGUCGGUGGCUUUCUCAAUGACGUCAAUCGAGAUGCCAUGACAAUUUGCACCGACUCGCUAAUCGACCAGUCGCUGGCUAGCUGUUCCGUCUUGGACAAGUUCCAGUUUGAGCGCCUGGGAUACUUCUGCGUCGACCAGGACAGCACACCGGAAAAGAUUGUGUUUAACAGGACGGUCACGCUAAAAGAGGAUUCCGGGAAGAACUGACAGCGUGGACACCGUCGUCCUUAGGUGCCUCCGUUUUUCAAAGUGUCCCGAAUGACGCGUAACAACGCACAAGGACUCUAUUUUUUCAAAUAUUUUUUCGUACGCUCGACAGUCACUCGAUAGUGCGUUUCCCAUUGCCUCCUGCAAGCUUGCCAAAGCCUCAUUCACUCUACAUGACGACUGGGGCAAUCGCCAAAAUGAACACAUCGCUAGUAA
Molecule: messenger RNA, 2615 nt
Organism: Rhipicephalus sanguineus (brown dog tick)
Lineage: Eukaryota; Metazoa; Arthropoda; Arachnida; Ixodida; Ixodidae
Gene: GlnRS
Product: glutamine--tRNA ligase-like
Biological process (GO): translation; glutaminyl-tRNA aminoacylation
Cellular component (GO): aminoacyl-tRNA synthetase multienzyme complex; cytosol; cytoplasm
Molecular function (GO): ATP binding; glutamine-tRNA ligase activity
Source: RefSeq, a predicted model, not a curated record